This is a messenger RNA of Gymnodraco acuticeps, 4248 nucleotides long. It is a transcript of the gene pidd1, whose product is annotated as p53-induced death domain protein 1. Gene Ontology annotation, molecular function: protein binding. The record is from RefSeq and is a predicted model, not a curated record. Gene Ontology annotation, biological process: DNA damage response; apoptotic process; signal transduction. Lineage: Eukaryota; Metazoa; Chordata; Actinopteri; Perciformes; Bathydraconidae. The transcript is spliced from 15 exons. Bases 440 to 3448 code for a protein of 1002 amino acids.
AAACAUUGUCGGACAUAAGGAAGUAAGCAGAGAAAAUACAAAGCAUUGAAGGAUAGAGGGAGAAACCGUUUCACGCGGAGGCAGAUAACACAUGAUUUAGUUAGUAGCACCACAUUAGAUUAAGGGUAACAUUAGAAGAGGAACAUAAAGGCCACUUCAGUAGCCACAGAGUGCAUCAGAUAUGUACUUUUUAGCUCAAAUAGUGGCUAGCUAGUUGCUAACAUUACUGCAACUGUAACACCACAUAGCAAACAUGUCAUGUAAAAUGUUCCUCGUCUUUUUCCAUGGCAGUCAUUUAGCUUCAUCUUACUUUAAAGGAAGGAAGCAACAAUGUAGUCAGUAAUGUUAAAGGGACAUCAUGCAGAAAAAUCCUCGGAUCAGUAUUGGACUAACUUAGCAGGAAGCUGUUAGCUAGAUAGUGUUUUAAACUGUCUCUUCAAUGGAGAGAAGCAGCGAGGAAGAGGCACCUACUGAUGAAGAGGAUGGAGACCAGGCCACCUGUUUGAUUAGGACACCAGGCAGGUCGGAGGAUGAAGAGGUGAAAGUGACACCUGCAUGCAAGCCAUUCACAGGUGGAGUACCAGAGCCUUCAAUGGACAUUUUGGCUUUAAGGCUCUGUAGAGAACUUGUGCACCAGGAUCCAGAGAAAUCAGAGACUGGACCAACAAGUGGUGUGAUGUCUGAGAGUCAGACAGAAGUAGUUGAGCCAGAGAGGGAUGCUCCAUCUGUGUCUUCCUCAAGCCUUGUGGAGACCUGUAGUCCAUCUCCAUCAAGCCUCUCCUCUUACUUCUCCUCAACACAUCACCAUCUAGAUCUCUCUUCAUCCUCAUCUUCCUCUUCCUCUGUGUUGUCCCUGACUCCACCCCUGCCUCCCUCGGUGGAGCUGUCAGCCCUGUUGACUGACACAAAGCUGACCCUAGAUGUGUACCAGGGAGGAGCGGCUGCACUGCCUUUGCUCUGGGGGUCCGUCCCGGGGCAGCUGAGGGGCCUCCAGUACCUGAGACUGGGCUCUGAGGACCAACCAGCUGUGGAUGCUGCCCUGGAGGUCCUGCCCCAUCUGACAGAGCUCCGAUCAUUGGCUGUUCGGGGACACUGUUUUUACGACUCGCAUGGUGACCCGCUGCCUGGCCUCCUCACCACCUUGCCGACAUCUGUUUCCUCCCUCUCUGAUCUGGUGCACCUGGAUCUCUCCUUCAACCGGCUCUCCUGUCUGCCAUCCUGCCUUCUGAGCCUGCCCGUGUUGUCCUCUUUGCUCCUCUGUAACAACCGCCUCUCAGCUUUGCCUCCCGAUAUAGGCCAGCUGUCCUCGCUCACCUACCUCUCCCUCCUGGGGAAUGAGCUGGUCUCUCUUCCCCAGAGUCUGGGUCAGCUGCAAGCACUACAGACACUGGAUAUUUCACAUAACCUCCUUCAGCAGUUACCUGAUGAAAUUGGUUCUCUGGAGGGGCUUGUUAAGCUGGAAUUGUCUCACAACAAACUGAAGCAGCUGCCAGAGAGCAUGGGCUCCCUUCUUGCUCUCCGGGAGCUUGUCAUCUACAGCAAUGACAUCCGCCUGAUCCCACAUUGUCUGAACAAACUGCCUCUGCUGAAAAUCGAUGUGCGUGACAAUCCUUUGGGACGACCCCCAACCCCUCCCCCUCUCCCUCCUGUACCUAAUCAAGCAGAAACAAAAGUCCAAGAGUUGCACCUCGGAUUUAAUCAGCACAGUUUCUGUGUUUCGUCUGCUGGGUGUCAUGUGUUUCUCCCCGGGGGGGCUGAGCUCCUGUUCCCCCCGGGGUGCCUGGUGACAACCACAAGACUGAAGUGGGUUGAGAAAAGGCCAGAAAGGAAGUGGGUGAGGCUGGAGGAGCAUGACACCUUGCUGAGUCAUCCACUGGAACUCAGUCCUCAUGGAAUUACAUUUCUAAAGCCUGUAGAGGUGUGUGUGCCCUAUCAUCGGACCAAAAGACGGGAGGUGGUGGUACAGAAGUUUGACGGAAAGUCAUGGAGCACUCUGCCCACUGUUCUGCGGAGAGGAAGCGAGGGACACAGCAGUCACCCUGAUGGGCGACCAGCCAGGCUGGCCUGCUGCUCAGUGAGCCAGUUCUCCUGGUUCAUGGCAGUGUCCCGUCCAGUAAAGGACAGUUGCUCUGUUACACCAGCUGGAGCCCUGCUGGUAUCCAGCGCUGACCCUGGAGUUAAGCUCCAGUUCCCCCCCGACUCCACCCUGCAGACGCGCUCUAUAACCCUACAGGUGUUGCAGGUGUCUGUGUCGGAGGUGCAGGCACUGUGUGGAGACCCUCAGGCCAGAGUCAGCCCUCUCCUCUGCCUCUCACAGACUCCCAGCAUAGAUUUCCUGCAGCCAAUCAAAGUUCAGAUCCCUCUGCCACCUGGAGUCACAGGUCAUACAGUCGACACCUCUUGUUUGCAUCUGCUACACGGAGACCCCACCGCCCAAACCUGGACUGACAUCACAUCUCAAGUGUCUCUUGACGUCACACACUUGUAUGCCAUUUUCUACAUCACACAUUUCUCCUGGUACUGGCUGUGGUACACCACUCAGCGCUGUGUCGGUGGCGUGGUCAGGAAGGUCUAUCAGAGGCUGAAACAGUUUAAAGUCCAGUUCCUCGUCCUGCAGAGGAAGACUGAUCCUUCUCAAGUGAUGCUGCAGUGUUUACCUUCCAACAAGGUGGAAUGCAGAGUGCAGUCUCUGUCGGAGCGAUAUGACGGACCUCAGCCUUCGGACCUGUGUGACCUGCUGGAAGGAGAGCAGUUCUUCGCCGGCUUUGAGAAGGGCUUGGAUGUCAGCACAGAGAGUCCAGACUGUGUGGCGGGAAGGCUGUGUUUUGUGUUUUACUCCAGCAUGAAGAAUCUGAAGGAAGUGUACAUCUGUCCGGAUCAGGGUCAGAAGGGGCCAGUGAGGGGACAAGUGUCUUUUUAUAGAGGGGAGAUUCCCAGCAACCUGCCAGAGGAAGUGGCGAGGAAGAGGAAAGGACCUGACAGCCAGUGGCUUUCCACUUUACCACUAAGACUUCCUGCCCUCAACUCAGAAAAUAAUUUCAUCAUGGAAGAGCACCAGUAUCCCCCUCUGAACCUGGGGGACCCUGAGAGCGGCUACCUGACGGAGGCCAACCUGCUGUCCAUCUCUCUUCAGAUAGCAAAGGACUGGCGUGUUAUCGGUAUCAAUCUUGGCUUAAGCUACCAGGAGUUGGACCGCAUCCAGUUCAAGUACAGGGACAACCUGGGAGCCCUGGUGCUGGAGAUGCUGUUCCACUGGGCGAGGGGACAGAGCAGUGCAGGACCGGGAGCAGCGUCCAGGCUGGUGGCCGCUCUGAUGGAGAGCGGCAGGACAGACCUGGCCGAGGAGAUCGAGAACAUUGUCAGUAUAGGAAGGAGAAAGUACUCGGAGUCACUGAGGAGAGUGGGCCUGGAGGAAGGGAGCUCCUCCCUCGCUGAAGCACAGCAGUAGAAGCCCCCUCGCUGGGUGCAGAUGGCUGACUUACACUUGAGUAACCUGUUUGUUUACAACGUGCCCCCUUCAUCUCAUCCUGCUGUCUAAACAACUGUCCUGGAGUACAAAAAUCUAUCUUAACACAAUCAUGAUAGCCAGUUAACAGCUGGCGGCACCUUUAAGAGACCUGCAGAGGACAGAGGAAGUGGAUGGACUGCAUGAAGAUGAUGACCUGAGGCUUGUUUUUACCACUUUUUAAAACUACCUGGGUAUGCAAGACAACACUAUUUAUGAUUAUUUUCUCCAAGGAAAAUAUAAAACUAUAAUUUAAUAAUAAUAUUCAUAGUAAGAGAUACUUAGUGACAAUUCUUGACCUAUUUUCUAAUAUUUCCUAUUUUACAAAAACUGACUUGCAUCAUAAUUGUGAAUAUUUAAGUAAUCAUCUUCACCAUUCAGACUCAGUAUCUCAUAACUGACUUAGUAUCUCAUGCUGCCUCAUGAGUUUGACUCCGUGUCUUGUUAUAUUGACUUAAUCAAAUUUAUUUUGUUAAUUGGCAGAAAAGUCAAUAUUACCUGUCCAGGACAGAGUUAAGAGGCAGAGCAAACACUGGGAACUGUAUUACUGUGGAGGCCUGGACCACUUACUGAAAAUGCAAGAGGAGGCCAUUUUUACGUCAUUACAUCUCUUCCUUGUGUGCCUUUUGUCACCUAGAAACCAGCUUAGCUGAAGCACAUAUCAGUGAAUUAUCAGUACUUUAUAUUGAAACAAGUUUUGAUGUAUCUUUGAAUUUUCAUCUCGAGUAAAAAUGUUAUGUAAA